AUGCGCCUCUCGUAUGGCGAUCAGCUGAUCGAACUCGAUCGACAGCGACGCGCGAAGGUAUAUGGUAGGGGCGCGAAGCGCUUCCACCUCAAGGUUCUUGCCGCAACCAGUGCGGUGAUGUAUGUUGUAACUCGUAUUGCAGCGUCGAUGUACCCCAAAUCAGUCACCCACGCGUGGGUUGACGAUGUGCUUGUCGAAGUCGUCGAGGAUGAUGCUAUGGAGAGUCUCUGUGUCAUCCUCCGUUGGAUAUUUCUGGGUUCGAUGUUUCUUCUAGUGCUCUUGACAUUCAAGAAAGGUAAGCGUCAGACGCUGCAACCUCGGCGUGAUGCCCAUGUGGGUGUGAAUGGCUUGCCGCGAACGAAGGGGUGGUCGGCACCGUUUUCUUCUAUUGCUGUUCCCGCAGCGACAGUGUUAGGGGGUCUUCCAAGAAUACCGGCACCAAUCACUUCUGCCGUCGUCGAGGCACAAGAACAGCGGCAGGAGCAGCGACAACAACAUCCCAUCCGUUCAGAAGCGGAACUGGAUGAAUUCCUCAUGUCUAAAAAGUUAGAGGGUGAUAAAGAGGCCGAGUUAACUGUGACAGCUUCAGCACCUACGGGAAGUGCAUUUACUGCUGCUGGAUUCAGUGCUCCGUUGGUUGGCGGUGGGAUUCCGACGGGCCCAUCGGAUGGGAUUCGCGUGCAGUAUAGUAGUGGUGUAGAUCAGCGACCCGCUUCCCAACCCGUUGACACAGAGUGGGCUGGUCUUGGGAUUCUCAACGCUGAGCGCUCACUGCUUAAAGUACGCAAGUGGCUCUCCGAUGUCUGUCAAGACCUUGCGGAUGAAAUUGCUGCAUGCGAUCGCUGGUUUGCGGAACAUCGCAUCAGCUCCUUUGACAGCAGGCACAGUCUGCAGGAGACAAUACCUGUGCCGCAGACGCCACCUGCUCCUGGCGUGAGUUUUGCUCUACCCGCCACGAACCCUAACCUGACGGCGGCAACAACGACACUGCGCAAGUUGGAUGCCCUUGUAAAUGAAAGAAAAAAACUUACUGGACAGGCACAGAAUGUGCAGAACUUCGACACCAUCUCCCAUCUCAACCAGCGAUUGGCACUCGAGGCGAAACUGGACCUCGGCAGCACAUUCCCGCUCACGUCAUCACUCUCCGUAGCGGAGUUGCAGGCACGACGACAGUACAUCAUUAAACGAAUUCGCACUUUUGCGUCACAAAAGACGUUGACAUCAUACAAACACAGCCGUGGUGAUGUGGAUACCUGGCGUGACGAAUUCCCAACUGAUGCACAUCUACUGAUUCACAUUGUACGCGUUUGUGUUGAUGGGUUUGCCAACUAUGUGAAAUUUCCACACCAGCCGAUGAACCAGCAGCAGGACCUGGCACUUUUUGUCGGGGACACAGGUGAACCUUACUUCUAUGUGCGUUACCGUAGCGGACCUGUUGAUAAGACGUAUGCAACACACAAGGGUAUCGUUUCUCUAUUUGAAGCACUGCUGAUAUUUGCAGCCAUUGUGCGCACUUACCACAACGCAUCAUACGGAGGUAUAUGGGGCGUUAUGGACUUAUCGCGGACGGGUUUGCUCGGCGUGCUGUAG
This is a messenger RNA of Trypanosoma theileri, 1590 nucleotides long. RefSeq lists its product as uncharacterized. The transcript has a single exon. The record is from RefSeq and is a predicted model, not a curated record. Bases 1 to 1590 code for a protein of 529 amino acids. Gene Ontology annotation, cellular component: membrane. NCBI's taxonomy places the organism in Eukaryota, Euglenozoa, Kinetoplastea, Trypanosomatida, Trypanosomatidae.